Messenger RNA from Dendronephthya gigantea, 928 nucleotides. RefSeq lists its product as uncharacterized. The coding region runs from base 53 to 928 and encodes 291 amino acids. The record is from RefSeq and is a predicted model, not a curated record. The transcript has 2 exons. Lineage: Eukaryota; Metazoa; Cnidaria; Anthozoa; Malacalcyonacea; Nephtheidae.
GUUGGUAUAGAGUGUGAAUACUUGAUUUAUUUUUUGGUGCUGUAGAGUCGGUAUGUAUCUAAAUUCUAAGAAUGAUAUUGGGGAGUUAAAAAUGACUGCCAAAAUAUUCGUGCUGAUGGUGAUUGCCUGCAGUGGGUUGUCCAAAGCCAUUCCAGACAACCGGAGUUUUCCGGAUCCAGUAUUUUCCCGAAUCGAUAAAGUUGAAUCUAUAGUAAUUGGAAAUCCAGCAAACAAUUCAUCGACAAACUGCCGUCUGCAUAUCGAUUAUCGAAACUACGUAGCGGCAUCCCUAAAGGAAGUCCUGCAAUUGGCUCAUCGCGGUAAGAGUGCGAUAAGAUUGAAUGUUUGGAUCGAAUCGUUUAAUAAUAAGACGAAGUUAACUUAUGUGCUACCACGGUUAACUUGGGCAAACGAAAUUGGUCGUACGCUAAUUUCGUUAAUCGCAGCAGCCGAAAAUGUUCCAUCGAUGCUUUUAUCCUCCUAUACAAGUACAUUAAAUGCUGGUCUCGUAACCCUGGAUAUAGUUGUCGCUGAAAUGACCGAAGGAUGCGUAUUACUUCCAGGAAAGAAUGCCUCUGACUUUGUUUUCAGCUUUCUACUCCACCAACUGUAUCCCCAUGACCGCGUCAAUGACGAUCAUUUUGAUUACAAAUUGUGCCUCUGGAACAAGAAAACGGCGUACUAUACUUGUUGCAGGUUACUAGGUCGCGUAAUCAUCUGUUCGGACUUUUCAUCAAUAACUGUGUUGGAUUAUCUUACCGGUGUUUUUGUUGUGGCCCUCAUUGCUUUCAUUUUGAUUGUUUUUCCUCAAAUGAUCAUGUAUAUAAGCUCCUUCCCCAAGGAACGCACGACAUACAAAAUUUCUGACAGCCCAAUGUCACUUUCAUCGAUUUUUCAACAAUAUUUAUUGAUGGCCAUGGCCCAGUGA